Kickxella alabastrina is the source of this 1090-nucleotide messenger RNA. RefSeq names its product inosine-uridine preferring nucleoside hydrolase family protein. Gene Ontology annotation, cellular component: cytosol. Lineage: Eukaryota; Fungi; Kickxellomycota; Kickxellomycetes; Kickxellales; Kickxellaceae. Gene Ontology annotation, molecular function: purine nucleosidase activity. Gene Ontology annotation, biological process: purine nucleoside catabolic process. The record is from RefSeq and is a predicted model, not a curated record. The transcript has a single exon. The coding region runs from base 44 to 1066 and encodes 340 amino acids.
CUUUUUUGCAUUCAGAAUUUUCUAAUAUUUUCAUUACACUGCAAUGGCCACAUCGCUUUCUUUUUUAAAUGUGCACGCUGUGGAUAAAAUCCCCGUAUGGCUGGACUGCGAUGUGGGACAUGACGAUGCGAUGGCACUCAUUCUUGCAGCCUACCACCCGAGUAUCAGCCUGCUUGGUGUGUCGACAGUAGCAGGAAACUCCUCGCUUGAAAACACUACGGCCAACGCCAUCAGUGUCAUGCAAGCAGCCGGAAUCAAGGGUAUCGGAGUUUACAAGGGUGCCUCCAGACCGUUGGUAAAGCCCGCUGCAUAUGCUGGCGACAUUCACGGUGCAUCCGGGCUGGCUGGAACUACGUUGCUGCCUGAGCCUGACUUUGCCACUUACCUUUCUGAGGACACCAACGCAGUCAAUGCAAUGUACCGGGCAAUAAUAAGCAACCAGGUCCCAGUGUGCGUGGUGGCUGUGGGACCGCUGACCAACAUUGCACUUCUAAUCAGCAUGUACCCGCAAAUUAUUCCCAAGAUCAGGACACUGUCCAUCAUGGGAGGUGCUGUGGCGCUGGGCAAUGUUACAGCAGCCGCCGAGUUCAACAUACACUUUGAUCCCGAAGCCGCCCACAUUGUUCUAAACUCUGGCAUUGCGCAUAUAUCCAUUGUUCCGCUCGAUGUAACCCACACGGUUCUGACAAAUAAAAACGUUAUUCGGCGCAUUGCCGAGUCCGUGCUGGUGCCCAGGUUUUCACAGUUAAUCACCGAUCUGCUUUUAUAUUUCAGCAGCACAUAUGGGGACGUGUUUGGAAUGGGCGACGGUGCACCGCUUCACGACCCGGUUGCAGUGGCGUAUCUGUUUAUGCGCAAUGCUUUUGUUGAAAGAUAUGUUCGGGUAGACGUUGAUUGCAGUGCAGGGCAUGGCCAGGGCCGUACAUACUGCGACAUGUUUGGCCGCACUGGUAAGCCGCCAAAUUGUUGGGUAGCUACGUCCGUUAAUGUUGAGCAGUUCUGGAACACUAUGCUCGAGGCGCUGGUGGCUGCGUCCAAGGAAUCACCACUAAAAAACAACGGGUAAAUAAUGUAUCUGCAGUACACUCAC